GUACUCGGCGUAUGCUCUCCGAACUGUUGUUAUGGAGAAAUUUCCAGUGAGAGGAGAGGGCCCGGCAGUCUAUUCGACGUCUGCAGUAACAGUAAUGGUGCGCUGUCGGGGGCUCUGAAGUCUGUGCGCGCCCGUCGGUUUUUGUUGGAGUCUUUGAGCCGUGCGCUUCAGCUUGGAUACAACACACAGGAUCUGCUGCUGUUGCUUCGUUACCUGAAGUUUUACACUUUGCAGCUUCUUGCAUGCGCUAUUUUUUUCUUUUUCUUCUUGUUCUGAAGCGCAUCUGUGGCUGUUCCACUUUGUGUUUUUGUACUGGGGAGAGCGCGCGUGUCAGCCAGAUAUGUUUUCUCCAAAAAGUUUAGCAGCCCUGCAGUCGCUCUCCUAAACUCCAAUAUUUCCAUUUAUUGUUAUUAUUAUUGUUGUUGCUGUUGUUGUUUUAUUUUACUUGAACACUUCAGAAGCUUUAAACUGACAAAGGAGGAAAUGGCCAAAGUGGGGAAACCGCGGCUUUGUGUCAUGACAAAAGGGGAGAACGGGUAUGGAUUUCACUUGCAUGGCGAGAAAGGAAAGAGCGGCCAGUUCAUCCGCAAAGUGGAGGCUGGCUCCCCCGCAGAAGCGUCAGGGCUGCGUGCCGGUGACAGGGUGGUCGCAGUGAACGGAGUAAACGUGGAGAAGGAGACGCACCAUCAGGUGGUACAGAGGAUUAAGGCCAUGGACAACAAGACCAGGUUGCUGGUGGUUGACUCUGAGACCUAUGAAAGCCUACGCAGCCUGCGCCUCACAGCAACAGAGGAUAUGGCCGUCCUUAGAAUUGGAAAUCCUUCCUCCUCUUCCUCUCCACCUGUGUCUCCUUCUCCGGCACCAUCGUCAACGCCAUCUUCGCCCUCCAAGAAGCGGGAAAACGGCUCUGUGUCCAAGCAGCCCGUCACAGUGAGCGACCAGGUGCAGAAGCCCACUAGGAGGUCACCGUCUAAGGCUGCAAAGAAGGUGGCCCAGGCUGAAGCUCAAACCCAGCCUGAGUCCCAGUCGAGGCCCCAGGUCAACCCAUCCGAGCUCGCUCCACGUCUCUGCCACCUGGUGCGGUCGGAGAUGGGCUACGGUUUCAACCUUCACAGUGAUCGGUCGCGGCCCGGACAGUACAUCCGCUCCCUGGACCCCGGGUCACCUGCAGACCGUGCUGGGCUCCAGCCUCAAGACAGACUCAUAGAGGUUAAUGGCGUUAACAUCGAGGGCAUGCGGCAUGCAGAGGUGGUGGCCUUCAUCAAGAAAGGGGGAGAUGAAACCUGGCUGUUGGUGGUGGAUCCAGAAACAGACGAGCACUUCAAGAGGAGGGGAUUGAUCCCCACAGUCAGCCAUGUAAAAGACUAUGACGGUCCAUCCAUAUCCAAUGGCUCCCCCAGUCCUCAGAUCAAUGGCAGCUCUACCACUCAGUCCAUCCGGUCCACGCAUUCUGACCUCAGCAGCCAGGGCAACAGCACGCAGGUGGAUCUGGCAGAUGAUGAAGGUGGCCAGCUGUCUGACCCCUUUGCCGAGAUGGGCCUGAGUCUCAGCGCUACGGCGGCAGAAGAAAAGAUGAAGGUCCGUGGUAAAGAAAAGAGGAAGGCCCCGCAGAUGGACUGGACGAAGAAGCAUGAGCUCUUCAGCAAUUUCUGAGACAUUCUGCUCUAAGGACACAACAAAGGACAGAGCUCUAUGCAGUGAAUGGGAGACUUAUCCUCUUGAUAUACAGAUUCUCUUCUUCUUAGACAAAGAACCAAGAUAACCCCUAAAACAGAAGAUAUUUUCAUCCUGGGAUUUAAUGUGACAGAACUGUGACAGAACUGUUCGAAGGAUUUUACUUCUUAAGUGACUUAAUAGUCCAGCAUAAAGGAAGUGCUAUAUGACUUUGUGACUGCAAAAAAUUUGCUCAGAAGGGAACUUUGUCCUUACAUGUACUGCUGUCCUUGGGGAAAGUGCAGUCAAAUAUUCACAAAUUUGCCUUUGUCUUUACUUGAUUAUCCCAUUCUCCCUACUCCUAGAGACUCUUUUUGACAGCUAUUUUUAUAUUUAAAAAAUAUAAGCGACUAUGAUUAAACAGUAUCCCAUCAUCGUGGACUGCGUUUGAGAGACUUUUGAGGACACUGUGACAUGAAUGAUUGUGGAUAAUGUGGGGAUUUUGUUCCACAGAAGUCAUAAGAAGCCCAAAGUUUGACAGAAGAUCACUGUGAAAGAGUUGAGACCCUCCACCUUCAGCCCAUUGAUCCCAUGUUUGAUUGUAACCACUGAUAAAGAAAAUGAUAGUUGAGCAUAGUGUAUCCUACGUGUAUUUGUACCCUUACUUUGAGUCGAUUACUUUGAUUUAAGAAUCCCCUACUUGUUAUUUAACCAUUAGUCGUAAUAAGUGUAUCACCACUAACCUCUAUUUACAAAGUGCUCCAGUGCACACAUGCAUAACAAAGGGAGGCACCACUAUUAUUAAUUGUCUUAUUGAAGGAAAUAAUAGGCAUGAAAAGUGAGGGAGUUUCUCAGGGGAAAUAGUGUGAGGGAUGAGUUUUGUUGUUGUUAUUGAAGGCUUGAUGUGUACAGCAGGGGGCGAACUUACACCAUGAAUAGAGACCCCCUUUUGGCACUAAACGGAAUAGAUGUUUAUCCAGACUUCAUUCAUCAUCUUAAAAUGUCCCAGAAACAUUAAAUAAUUCAGAUGAAGUGGAGAAAAUAAACUUUAGAUCAUUUGAAGAUGUAUUUGUAUUAGACAGCAUUAUUCAGAUUUAAUGUAAAGUGGCCUACACUUUAUGAGCUAGUUAUGUUUUGUUGGACUUUGAUUCAAAGGUAAGUUGUUAAAUAUGAAGGUAUGAAGCUCAGCAUCAUUUUAUAGGUAGCUUUGGAAGGAAAGUGUAAUUGCUGGCCACGUGCUAAUAAUCAGUCAGUAUUAACUAUAGUAUUGUCUUGUAAACGGGAAGUUUAUCAAGUUGAUUUGUGCUCAAGGAAGGUCAAUAUUUUGUGACAGUGCUGAGAGAAACCCCUGAGCCACCUUUCAUUUUUUUUCUACAUUUUGCUAGGAAAAUAGGAAAUGUAUGCAGUGAUUUAACAAAAUAUGCAAAUAUACUUGUAAAUACAGUAUGUAAGGCAAAAAUUCUGAUGAGAUUGUAAGUCAA
Messenger RNA from Neolamprologus brichardi, 3134 nucleotides. RefSeq names its product Na(+)/H(+) exchange regulatory cofactor NHE-RF2. NCBI's taxonomy places the organism in Eukaryota, Metazoa, Chordata, Actinopteri, Cichliformes, Cichlidae. Gene Ontology annotation, molecular function: protein-membrane adaptor activity; signaling receptor binding. The record is from RefSeq and is a predicted model, not a curated record. Gene Ontology annotation, biological process: protein localization to plasma membrane. Gene Ontology annotation, cellular component: apical plasma membrane.